GCCAGUAGCAAACAGAGACCCUUUUUAAUUUUAAAAAGUGUUUAACUUCUUAUGUACUAUAAUUUCCUUAUUAUAUACAGAAGAUUAAUGUUAUAUACUGUAACAGUAGGCUUCUAGCAUUGUUUUCUCAAAUGAAGUAUUUUUAAAUGAACAGAAAUGAAGAGUCAACCUGGACAUGUGUAUUUGGAAACGUUGAAAACUCUGAAAGAUAUGCUAAGUGAUUUAGAAAGUAAGGCCCAGGCAUCAUUGGAUGUCCUGAAUGAACCUGCAGAGGUGGAGAAGGCGCUGCAGGAAAAAAAGGCUCUUGAAAAAAUCCUUGAGGAUAAAAAACCUACAUUAUUUAAACUUGCAGAAGAAACAAAAGCUUUGGAGAAAAACGUUUCUCCAGAUGUAGGAAAAAUGUAUAAUCAAGAAUGUAAUGAUGUUCAAGGAAAGUGGAACAAAGCGAAGGUCAAGGUUUCCAAAGAUCUGCAUUUGCUUGAAGAAAUUAUCCCCAAACUGAGAGCUUUUGAGACUGAUUUGAAAGUCAUUGAGAAGUGGAUCGAGGGUGCUAAAGACUUCUUAAUGGAAGAGCAGGCUGUCCCAGGAAAUGAUGAAGGGCUAGAAAGACAGUUUGACCAAUGCUCGGCUUUUGUUAAGAAAAUAGAUACAGUUGAAUCAUCGCUGAAAAACAUGAAGGAAGUAGAGACACACCUUCCAAGUUGUCCAGUUGCUGGAAUCAAUACCAGGGUGCAGACCAAACUAGUUGACUACCAAACCCAACUGGAGAAAUAUAGCAAGGAGAUUUCUAGUCACAAAGAUAAAUUGGCUGAACGUCAAGAAAAAGUGAAGAACCUGAAAAAAGACUUAAAGGAAAUGCAAGAAUGGAUGAUGGAGGUGGAAGAUGAAUACCUAGAUAAGAGUUUUGAAUACAAGUCACCAGAAGAACUUUUGAAAGAUGUAGAGGAGAUGCAGAGAGCAAAAGAGGAUGUGCUGCAAAAGGAAGUCCGAGUAAAUAUACUGAAGAACAACAUCAAGUUAAUAGCUAAAAAGGAGCCCUAUAUUGGCCAGGAAUUGACUUCUAGGCUGAAGGUUGAGCUGGAGAAUUAUCAACAUCUUUGCAAAAGAAUUCGAGGAAAGUGCCAAGCACUUGAGGUAUGCUAUUUUUUUUUUUUCAGUGAUGUGUUUCUGAGAUUGAAACUUUGUAAUGUACUGACCAUUUCCAUUUCUUGGGAAACAAAACUUGAUUUUUUUCCCCAAACACUGCAUCAUAAAGGAAAAUAGUUCUUGGUUAAUAGGUUAAUAAAAUGAAGCAGGGAUAACAAAAUAUAGGGGAU
Messenger RNA from Pipistrellus kuhlii (Kuhl's pipistrelle), 1316 nucleotides. RefSeq names its product utrophin-like. The coding region runs from base 157 to 1263 and encodes 368 amino acids. Gene Ontology annotation, molecular function: protein binding. The record is from RefSeq and is a predicted model, not a curated record. Gene Ontology annotation, biological process: synaptic signaling. NCBI's taxonomy places the organism in Eukaryota, Metazoa, Chordata, Mammalia, Chiroptera, Vespertilionidae. Gene Ontology annotation, cellular component: plasma membrane. The transcript has 6 exons.